Scleropages formosus (Asian bonytongue) is the source of this 2036-nucleotide messenger RNA. It is a transcript of the gene adhfe1, whose product is annotated as alcohol dehydrogenase iron containing 1. The transcript has 14 exons. Gene Ontology annotation, cellular component: mitochondrion. The record is from RefSeq and is a predicted model, not a curated record. The coding region runs from base 110 to 1516 and encodes 468 amino acids. Lineage: Eukaryota; Metazoa; Chordata; Actinopteri; Osteoglossiformes; Osteoglossidae. Gene Ontology annotation, molecular function: metal ion binding; alcohol dehydrogenase (NAD+) activity.
UACUCGAACACGGCUCACCUAGUUUGGACCGUCGACCGAGAGUUUAUUUCGUAGUACGGUGCGGGAGGAACGGAGGUGACCGCGCGCUUUCCGCGCGCUGAGUUCUGCGAUGGCGGCGCACGAUCGAAUCGUUUAUCUGCUGCGACAGCUGGAAAGAGCUUCGUGUCGAUGUCCCACGCAUUCUCACACGUAUCACCAAGUUUCUCCUGCAUCCGCUCCUCCGUCGUGUGGUGGAGUCGCCGACUAUGCCUUUGAGAUGACAAGCUCGAACAUUAGAUAUGGAGAGGGCGUUACUAAGGAAAUUGGAAUGGAUCUUCAGAAUCUUGGUGCACGUAAUGUGUGCGUGAUGACGGAUAGGACCAUGUCCUGCCUCCCUCCUGUUAGAGCAGUGCUGGACUCCUUGGCCAAACAUAGCAUCACGUACAGGUGCUAUGACCAGGUGCGGGUAGAACCCACCGAUUCCAGCUUUAAGAAUGCCAUAGAGUUUGCAAGGAAAGGGGACUUUGACGUGUACGUGGCGGUGGGAGGCGGUUCGGCGAUUGACACGUGUAAGGCAGCCAAUCUGUACGCUUGCCACCCAAAGGCCGACUUCCUGGACUUUGUGAACGCUCCAGUGGGCAAGGGGCAGCCAGUAAGUGGGACCCUGAAGCCCCUGAUUGCAGUGCCUACAACUGCAGGAACUGGAAGUGAAACUACUGGUGUGGCCAUCUUUGAUUACGAACCAUUAAAAGCGAAAACUGGCAUUGCUAGUCGAGCCUUGAGGCCGACCCUGGGAAUCGUGGAUCCCCUGCACACGCUGCACAUGCCGGAGCGACUGGCUGCCAAUAGUGGGUUUGAUGUGCUGUGUCAUGCUCUGGAGUCUUACACUGCACUGCCUUACAAGGAACGCAGGCCACGCCCACUGAACCCUAUCAAUCGGCCUGCUUACCAGGGGAGCAACCCGAUCAGUGACGUUUGGUCCCGUCAUGCUCUGCACAUUGUGGCCAAGUACAUGAAGAGAGCAGUCAGGAAUCCUGAGGAUGUGGAAGCGAGGUCCAGCAUGCACCUAGCCAGUGUCUUUGCUGGGAUUGGCUUUGGAAAUGCUGGUGUUCACCUGUGUCACGGCAUGUCAUACCCCAUUUCGGGCAACGUGAAGACGUUCCGGGCAAAAGAUUAUGAUGUGGAUCAUCCAAUAGUGCCUCAUGGCCUCUCAGUUGUGGUGACCUCACCUGCAGUCUUUGCCUUCACUGGCCAAAUGUGUCCAGAACGACACCUAGAAGCUGCUGAGAUACUAGGUGCCGACGUUCGUAAUGCUAAAAAGGAGGAUGCUGGUACAGUGCUGGCGGAGACGCUGCGGGAGUUCCUGUAUGACUUGGAGGUGGAGGAUGGCCUGGAAGCACUUGGCUACACCAGGGAGGAUAUCCCUGCCCUUGUGGAGGGCACCAUCCCUCAGGAGAGGGUGACCAAACUGGCCCCCAGAGCGCACACACAGGAGGACCUGGCACAUCUGUUCAAAGCCUCGCUGAAGCUCUACUGAGAGCCAGACGUAUCUCUCGCCUACUGCGACCAGCUCACGCUCUCUGUCAGUAUCUCAAUUAUUUGUAGCAAGGGGUGUAACUUACACUGGCAAAAGUCACUUGAAAUUAGCACAAUGCCAAUAACACAAAAUUAUAUGUAAAUUACAAGGGUGUUGGAAGCAAAGUUCCAAAAUCAGUGGGUUUUUAACCAUCAUUCCUGUUAAUAGAUGUGGAUUUUUCUGUUUUCACAGUAUUUUUACACAAGAUGUUAUUAAGAGUUCAGUCAGCAGGUGCAAUAGGGAUUAUAAUUGUCACUGUCCACUUAAUGUGCCAGGUAGAAAUUCCACCUCCUACGGUAGUACACUUGAUCAAGGUAGUUACCCCGAAUUGAUGUAGUACAAUUACCCUGCUGCUGUAUAAAUGGGUAAAUCUCUUUUCAGUGUUGAAAUAUGAAAUUUCACAAUCAGUUUUCUCUGAGAUCUACAUCGCUUUGGAGAAAAGAGUCUGCUAAAUGAACAAAAGUAAAUGUAAAUCACUAUA